AUGGCUGAGAUCAGAUCCCUCGUCCUUUUGGCCCUCUUGGCCUCAUCGCAUGGCGUUUUCGGGGCUGCUCUGGCACCGGAAAAGCGUCAGGGGCAGGUCUUUGGGACCGCUACCGUCAACCUGGCCGAGCCGUCCGGCACUCCAGCCCAUUUGGCGUCCGGCUUUAUCUAUGGUCUGCCCGACAACACGGAUGGCACAGCAAAUAAGGAUAUUCCUGACCGAUUCAUCGAUGGCAUGGGCUUCAAUUACUGCCGUGCCGGCGGUGCUCAGCUGCCUGACGGGUCCCUAGGCUGGGCAUCCGGGCAAUACGAGCCACGAUGGCUCUCGACCCUUUCAAACUACCGCACGACUCGUCGCCACGGCGGCCGGUUCUCCCUGCUGAUGCACGAUCUCUGGGGCGCCGACAGUCUCCAGGGUGGCUCGUUCUCCUGGCCGGGCGACAACGGCAACUGGACCAGCUACGACGCCUUCCUCGACCAAGUCUUCAGCGACCUCAGAGCCAACGAAGCCCUGGAGGGUCUCGACAUUGACAUCUGGAACGAGCCGGACCUGCAGUCCUUCUGGGGCUCAACGCAGGACCAGUACCUCGCAACCUGGGCGCGCACCUAUGCCCGGAUCAGAAAAGACCUCCCCGAGGUGCUCAUCACGGGCCCGUCGACCAGCGAGCCGGCCACCGCGGGAAGCGCCUGGUGGCAAAGGUUCACCGCUUUCAUCGCCGCCAACGACGUUGUGCCAGACAUUUACUCGUGGCAUCUCCUCCGCACGAACCGCAACCUGCGCGAGUCGACCGACGAGUGGAACACACUCCGACAGGGGAGCAGCCUCCCCGCGCGACCCAUUGUCAUCAACGAGUAUGCCUCGAACAACGGCGACGAGCAGUCGCCCGCCGGCGGCGUCUUUUAUAUCGCGCAGCUCGAGAGGCACAACACGCACGGCCUCCGCGCGAACUGGGGCUCCGCGUCGAAGCUGCAUGAUCUGCUCGCGAAUCUCCUCGGCAAGAGGCCGUCGGGAGAGUACUUUCCCGUGGGGGAGUGGCACGUCUACGACUACUACGUCCACCAGAUGACAGGCCAACGGGCGGCCACGAAGCCAUCGACCGACGAGGCAUUUGAAGUCUACGGCACCCAUGCGGGGACUGUUGGUUCCGUCAAGGUCCUGGCGGCUGUGAGGCCUGUCGCUGGGCGCAGGACGUACCAUGUUACGAUCACUGGUCUGUCUUCUGUUGGUUUCGCCGGGGACCGCGUCAAGAUUCGGACGAGGAGGUUCGAUGGACCUACCAUCUUUGACGAGAUUCAAGGGUCGGUCGACCUCGGCGUGUGGGAACACGAUGUUGUUUCCGAUUCGGUCACGUUUUGGGUCUUGCCGGAGGCUGUCACGACGGCAUAUGCCUUUGAGCUCGUGCAGUAG
This is a messenger RNA of Verticillium alfalfae VaMs.102, 1407 nucleotides long. RefSeq lists its product as hypothetical. NCBI's taxonomy places the organism in Eukaryota, Fungi, Ascomycota, Sordariomycetes, Glomerellales, Plectosphaerellaceae. The transcript has 3 exons. Bases 1 to 1407 code for a protein of 468 amino acids. The record is from RefSeq and is a predicted model, not a curated record.